AAAAAAGAAUAAUUUUGGGGUCAAAAUUUAGGGAAAAAAAAUGAAAAAAUGGAAAUGGUGUUAUCGGGAAAAGAAAACGCGGUAACGGUAAAGAAGGAAAAUUUCUCCACGGUGAAAGAAGUUAAGUUACAAGUUUAGCCUUCCCGUCUCGUCCCGUUUCCUGGUAAUAAACCCUCUUUGCUCUUUGCAAUUUCCCUCCAUUUCGCGCAUUCAACAGCUCUGUGGCGCCAUCUUCAAAAGCCCGAUCCGGUAAUUGCAGCAUGUAUCUGUAUUUGUGCAGAGGCAGUAGCUGCAGUACCUAUUAUUUUUGGCAGAAGUGAUAACUCGGACUUGAAAGAGAUGAAGUUCAAGGCUUUUCUUGCAGAGAAUGGUGUUAGUCUGUUAGAAAGGAGGUUCCUACCUGCCAUGGAAAAAAUGGGAAAGGUAUGUCAUCUUUUCCUUACCAGGGAUCAUGCUAUUUUCCUUCACAAUCUUCUCAAUGGGGACGGAGUUCAAUCCAUUGCUCAGUUCCGAAAAGAGGCUCUCUUUGAUGAUUAUCGCAUUUCCAGCCAGAAUGAGGACCGCAUUGCCUUUGCCAUAGACAUUUCUCUUCUAUAUCGUGCUGUUCGAAGCAGUGUCAGUAUUUGCAGUGAAUUUGGUAGUGGUGGACUAACUGCAAAUCGCCUACAGAUUAAAUUGGUGAAGAAACUUCCUCCAAACUGUACACAGCCAAUGCCUUUUCUUACCUUUGAAACUAAGGGUUAUAAAUCUGCAGUUAUUCAGGACAUACCAAUAUCAAAACCAUUAUCGAGAGCUCAAGUGCUGGAACUUCAAACUGCUCUUGAUAUGGCCCAAGAUCUGCCACAGACUUUGGUUCAAGUUCCAGACUUGAAUCAGUUGCAAAACUAUGUGGACAGGAUGAAGCAUGUUGGUGAUUUGCUAAACGUCUCUAUAAGCAAGUAUGGGGAUCUUCAUGUGCAAAUUUCAACUACAUUGAUCACAUUAGGUGCUGAAUUUCGUAAACUGUUGGUUAUUGGAGACAAAGCCCCAGCUCCACCUGAGGAUCAAAACUUAAGCGCUCAGACUCGGUCACAGAGGGCAAUUUCAAGGGGAGAUGCCCAAUCUGUGCAAGUGAGUGUAAGACACUUUUCCAAGAGUCUUCAAUGUCAUCUAGCCAAACCAGACACUGCUUUUUACGGGAUCAUUGCUGAGGGUGCUUGCUUGACUGUAAUAUUCCAGUUCUUUAUUCCAGGAACACACCAAACAGAUAAGUCAAUCAGUCUACAUUGUAGGCUUCCCGUGCUUGACCCAGGAUCAAAUUGAAUGAACAUUUGUUACCAAUUCAUGUAUGCUGUAUCUGAAUUUGGAAUGUGAUGGCAAGUUCUGUUCACUUUGAAUUGGGAGUUGGAAUUUCAAAUUUGCAAAAGAUCUUAAUUAUGCAAAAAUUGCAUUCCAUAAAA
Molecule: messenger RNA, 1439 nt
Organism: Jatropha curcas
Lineage: Eukaryota; Viridiplantae; Streptophyta; Magnoliopsida; Malpighiales; Euphorbiaceae
Product: Hus1-like protein
Biological process (GO): double-strand break repair via homologous recombination; mitotic intra-S DNA damage checkpoint signaling; telomere maintenance
Cellular component (GO): nucleolus; checkpoint clamp complex; site of double-strand break
Source: RefSeq, a predicted model, not a curated record